CUGUAUUCGUCCGAGUAAUGGUAUUGCUCUUACACUUCUGAAGGAAAUAUAAUAAGUGUGACAGCUUAUAAUGGCAAUGUGGCUGGAGUGGUUAUCGGUCUACCACCAUCAUUUUCAUCAUCCAGUAUACUGAAAGUACUCCAUAAAGAAAAAAGGUAUCCUGAAACACAAUUACUACAGAUCAGAUAAAGAUUGGAAAUCUAAAUUCCUACCUACUUCGUGUAUAACGAUUUAAUCAAAAGAAAUCUGAUCUCGUUGUGCUACCAACCAUCCAGUAGUAAUCCAGGGUUUAGCUUUAGGGUUACUUACUGAAAGGAAGAAAGAUGCAUUUGAGCGAGAAUGAGGGAAUUGAGGGAAGUAUAUUUCUGGUCACUGGUGGACUUGGUUUUGUUGGUUCAGCUCUUUGUUCUGAACUCAUACGUAGAGGUGCAAGGGAAGUUCGAACUUUAGAUCUUCGUUCUUCAUCUCCUUGGUCUGCUCAUCUUAAUGAGAUCGGUGUUAAGUCCAUUCAAGGGGAUGUGAGCAAAAACAAAGAUGUUGCAAAGGCUUUGCGUGGGGUGGACUGUGUUUUCCACCUUGCUUCUUAUGGGAUGUCUGGCAAGGAAAUGAUUCAAGCUGGACGUGUUGACGAAGUUAAUAUAAAUGGAACAUGCCAUGUUUUGGAUGCUUGUUUCGAGUUUGGAGUUAAGAGGCUAGUUUAUGUGAGUACGUGCAAUGUUGUAUUCGGGGGGCAGGAGAUUGUAAAUGGCAACGAAGCCUUGCCUUAUUUUCCCAUGGAAGACCAUGUUGAUCCAUAUGGCCGUAGUAAAUCUGUUGCUGAACAGUUGGUUCUCAAGAGCAAUGGCCGCACCUCCAAGAAGAAUGGAACUCGUCUUUAUACUUGCGUGAUUCGUCCUGCUGCAAUCUAUGGACCGGGUGAAGAAAGGCAUCUUCCUAGGAUAGUCUCACUUGCAAAGCUGGGUCUGUUGGCAUUCCAAGUUGGUGGUCCAACUGUGAAGUCGGAUUGGGUAUAUGUGGAUAACCUCGUGCUUGCUCUAAUAUUGGCAAGCAUGGGACUCUUGGAUAAUAUUCCUGGAAGAGAAGGAACUCCUGUUGCAGCUGGCCAGCCUUACUUCAUAUGUGAUGGAUCACCUGUCAAUACAUUUGAGUUUAUCCGCCCACUGCUCAGAAGUCUGGACUAUGACGUACCAAAGGCUACAUUGGACAUUUCCCAUGCACUCCUCUUGGGACGAAUUUUCUGGGUAAUUUAUACAAUUUUAUAUCCAUGGUUGAAUCGAUCAUGGCUGCCUCAACCACUUAUUCUCCCCUCCGAAGCACAUAAGGUUGGAGUUACUCAUUACUUUUCUCCCCUAAAAGCAAAGAAUGAGCUAGGAUAUGUCCCCAUGGUGAGUCCCCAAGAGGGCAUGUCUGCGACUAUCUCGUACUGGCGGGGACGGAAGAGGAGAUCUUUGGAUGGGCCCACCAUACACGCAUGGUGUUUCUGUGUGAUUGGAAUGUUUGCUGUAUUUGUUCUCGCCUAUUUACCAGUCUUAGGACCCGUAAAGCCACUUUCUCUCCGAUCGAUGUCCCCUUUACAGAUACUUUUCGUCGCUUCAGUAGCUGCACAUGUGGGUGAGGCUAUAUAUGCUUGGUUUCUGGCAAAGAAAGUGGAUCCUGCAAAUGCCAAAGGAUGGUUUUGGCAGACAUUUGCUCUUGGGUUCUUUUCUUUGCGUUUCCUGUUGAAGAGAGCCAAAAAGGAGUGAUAAUCUGAUCUCCUGUCCCAUGUUCAUUAAACGGGUAGAAAAUUCUAUGUUGUUCUACUUGUGUGUAGUUUACUCUGAUGUAGCUCCACUCAGAACAGUUGGAGCGAAUAGCUGGUGAAAUAAUAUUCGGGUUUAUGUCAGAAACUUACUUAUCAUUUAUCAAUAGAAGAAUGAGUGACAUUUGAAUUGCCC
Papaver somniferum (opium poppy) is the source of this 1934-nucleotide messenger RNA. RefSeq names its product short-chain dehydrogenase/reductase family 42E member 1-like. Gene Ontology annotation, molecular function: 3-beta-hydroxy-Delta5-steroid dehydrogenase (NAD+) activity. The record is from RefSeq and is a predicted model, not a curated record. The transcript has 5 exons. NCBI's taxonomy places the organism in Eukaryota, Viridiplantae, Streptophyta, Magnoliopsida, Ranunculales, Papaveraceae. The coding region runs from base 324 to 1742 and encodes 472 amino acids. Gene Ontology annotation, biological process: steroid biosynthetic process.